UUAGAAUUUGAAUUUUUGAUUUUUACUACUUGAAUUGUUUUAAUUUUAUCAAUUUAAUUCCAAUAAGUAUAAUCUAAUUUCGAAAAAUCAAAAUGCCACUACCCAAACGUAAAAGAAUAUUUACUCCUAAAAGAAAAACAAAGCACAUGAAAGAAGCAAUGGAAGCUAGAGAAAAAUCUUCAAGCGUCGAGAAUGACGUGACAACGGCCAGAGGACGGUUGAAAGGAGCACUGAUGGAUGUUUUGGACACAGCAGAAGAAUCUGAUACUUCCAUGGAAAACACUCCUGUAAAGAAGGAAGGAAGAAAAGUCAGUGCAGAAGAAGAUGACUAUACAUCAGAAGAAGAUGGCAGACAAAAUAAAUUACCACCGAGACAGUCAUAUGUUUUGAAACUGUUUGACCGCAGUGUGGAUUUGUCACAGUUCAGUGAAGACUCUCCGCUGUAUCCUAUUUGCCGAGCGUGGAUCGCAAAUAGACCUAAAGCUAACUAUAGUGACUUUGGUAAAGAUUCUGAAAAUAUGGAAGAAAUCGAGGAAGGGAUAGAUUUGCCUGGACCGAAUGGACCGCCUAUAUCCAAAAUACCGGACCUGCUGCCGGAGCAGCUGAAGUCACAAGAUGUAGACAAAAUUAAUUUGAAUUACCGUGAGGCGCCUCUGCCGUCGCGCGAGCAGCUACUGCGCUCGCACAUGGCGCGCUGGACGAACGUGCGGGGGGCGUGGCUGGCGCGGGCGGCGCAGGUCGAGGCGCGGUACGCUAACUCACAGAUCAUACUCAACUCACUCAAUGUUAGGUAAGUCUGGUGGUUGGUAGAUGACUAGAUGUCACUCAUCCUAUGUUCAAGCAGGGUGCAAGUUAAUCAGAAGUAACCCAAACUUUUGUUCAAUCCAGGGCCCCCGUAAGGGCUACUGGCGCCUAUGUGCAAAAAA
Aricia agestis (brown argus) is the source of this 926-nucleotide messenger RNA. It is a transcript of the gene mip40, whose product is annotated as protein lin-37 homolog. Lineage: Eukaryota; Metazoa; Arthropoda; Insecta; Lepidoptera; Lycaenidae. The coding region runs from base 93 to 794 and encodes 233 amino acids. Gene Ontology annotation, cellular component: transcription repressor complex; Myb complex. Gene Ontology annotation, biological process: negative regulation of transcription by RNA polymerase II. The transcript has 5 exons. The record is from RefSeq and is a predicted model, not a curated record.